AUGACCUCAGUAUCAUUAGGGAGGCUUCCUUGUGGGCAAGAAUAUAGUGUUGUGGCAAUUUGGCCCACUUGGUUUUCCAACGCUCUCAAAGAUGAGUUAUGGCUUUGCAAUAAGGUUGCUUGUCUUUAUAAAAGUGUACAUUGGCUUUUAAUUAUUGAUGAGUGUUCUUGUAGCAAGGCCUUUGUUGAAGCCAUGAAAUCUCUGGUCGAAGCUAUAAAAUCUUGCAGAGAAGCUUCAGGGGAGUUAGCAUUUGAGGAAGAUGUUAAACAUUUAAAUCUCUCCUUCGCGUUGGAGUUCAGAUCUGAUCCGAAUAACACCCAUAAUAAUUACUUAGAAGUCCAAGUUAGAGAUCAUGGGUCGUGGAGAAGCUCCCAAACCCACCACCUCAGUCCUAGCACUGGCACAAGCAAUGAAGUUCCUCGAACACAGAAUGAGGUUGCCAAGGAAACACCAAAAAAGCCCGCAGCUGCUUCACCACCACCAGGUGUAGCUAAGGAGAUUCCUGCAGGCAUUCCUGGAAACAAGGCAAACAACUAUUUCCGUGCAGAUGGCCAGAAUUUUGGCAACUUUCUUACGGAUCGACCUACAACAAAGGUUCAUGCCGCACCCGGUGGAGGAUCUUCCCUGGAUUACCUGUUUGGUGGAAGCGAUAAAUAAUGGAUUGGAUGGUAA
Messenger RNA from Hibiscus syriacus, 672 nucleotides. RefSeq lists its product as uncharacterized. The coding region runs from base 1 to 657 and encodes 218 amino acids. The transcript has 4 exons. Gene Ontology annotation, biological process: cortical microtubule organization. Gene Ontology annotation, cellular component: cortical microtubule, transverse to long axis. The record is from RefSeq and is a predicted model, not a curated record. Lineage: Eukaryota; Viridiplantae; Streptophyta; Magnoliopsida; Malvales; Malvaceae.